Messenger RNA from Schizophyllum commune H4-8, 3383 nucleotides. RefSeq lists its product as uncharacterized. Gene Ontology annotation, biological process: regulation of transcription by RNA polymerase II. Gene Ontology annotation, cellular component: piccolo histone acetyltransferase complex. The transcript is spliced from 7 exons. The record is from RefSeq and is a predicted model, not a curated record. Lineage: Eukaryota; Fungi; Basidiomycota; Agaricomycetes; Agaricales; Schizophyllaceae. The coding region runs from base 1 to 3108 and encodes 1035 amino acids.
AUGGGCUCCCGACCCUUCCACGGCGGUGCAAGUCUCCGGAAGACCCCACGAAUCACGAACAAAACACGCUUGAAGAUCCACCGAGAUGAACUCGAUCUUGACUUCAUACCCGACGACGAGGAGGAAUCGAACCGGCUCUCGCAGCAGACUCAAGGUGUCGACCAAGAGGACUCCAAGGCGAGUCUACACCCUCAUACACGCGUCGAACUCCAUCUGUUGCAAGCACUGUCGCGCCAUGAUCCACGCUCUGGCGACCCGUCUUCCGUCCAAGCCUUCAUCCCCAUCCCCGAUAAUACUGGUCUCGUCGACAACUAUGCUGAGCUAUAUCCGCCCAAGAAGUGGAAGGAUCCCAUCACCUACCUAUGCACCUCGGCGACCGUAGAGGAGCACAUCACGGACGCUAUCGCUGAGGGGUUCACGUACUACAUGGACGAGCGGGAUGCUGAAUGGCUCAAUCGCAACAACGAGGCGGCGCGCGGGGAAGGCACCAGUGCUCAGGGUGCCAUCUCCGCCAACGCACGGACGUCUGUUCGCAGCACCAAGGGCAAGGGCAAGGAGGACACGAGCGUGCAGAUUACCGAGAACGAGUUCGAGCUUGUCAUGGGCGCCUUCGAAUGGGUAACGCAACACAAUACAGAGUUCUUGCACCUUGGUCUGCAAAAUGGGAUGCCCUUUCCUGGCUUCGCCGAGUAUCAGACUUUCUUCUCAUCGCCGUUACCUCGCAACAUGUUCGCAUCGUACAUAGUCCCCGCCUGGAUUCCUCCGCCUACCCAACUGCUCAAGGUCGCACGCGUCGUGUACUCGCACUGGCGUCAACGCCGCGAGGAGCGCGGAGGUCAUCGUAUCAUCCCCGUUCUCAAUUACGACGAGUCGGAUACGGCCAAUGAGUCCUACGUCUGCUUCCGCCGCCGCGAUACCAAGGCCGUGCGCAAGACUCGUGCGCAGCAAUCGUCGUCCUCGGAGAAGCUUGCGCGACUGCAAGCCGAUCUGACCCAACCUCUCGAUAUCGCCCGGUUCCUCCUACAACGCGAGCAAGCCAAGCGGGACCAAGCGAAAGCCGCGCAAAGACUGUUCGCCACCCGCGUGCAGUUCAUCGAUUACAAGCGCCGCUUUCCAACCUUGGGCGACAAGGAGGACGAGGUCAACUACUUGGUGGACAAAGAGCGGGUCGUGCGCAAGCCGGUGGAUCCCAAUCGUUCGUCAGCUGCGAAGUCACGGACGCCCGCCGACCAGCCUGCCACCGUCACGAAGCCUGUCGAUGUCUGCGUCAAACCACGAGACCGCUUCGACAGCAUCAUGGCGAGCGUCGAGCGCGAGCUCGCGAGGCAGAAGGACCGCGACAAGCACUGGCACGACGAUGUCGAUACACCUUACCAGCAGCAACACGUUCCGUGGGGCCGCCGCCUGUUCAAGUUCUGUCCUAGCACCGAAGAGGCUACUCCGCGCGCUGAGCGCGCUGUGCGGACAAGAGUUGGACGUGGCGGGCGGAUGCUCGUCGACCGUCGGACGGCAGCCCCGCGGCGCGUCGACGCGUCUGCCUCUCGAUCUGCUAUCUAUCCCGACCUUGGCAAGGCGGAGCUGGCGCAGGCGUCGCAGUCGAGUCUCUUUGGGCCCGCCAAGGAUGUGGACGAGCAGACGGAGUUCGACGAUACCGUCGAGCCAGAGGUGGCCGACGAGAGGCGCUCUGCCACCCUCGUGCACUCACAAGUUUUGGAGCAGCAGAAGGUCACGCAGGCUAAGGCAGCGAAGGAAGUUGUCGCGCCGAAGGCCGAAGGAGCAGAUGACAACGCGAUGAACGUGGACACGAAGGAUGCAGGCCUCGUCGUUCCGAAGCAGGAAGAGGGGUCGGCGUCGAUCUCUCCGCUCUCACUUCCGGUCGCUGUCGAAGAUCCAGACAAGCGUCUUGAAGCUCAGUGGGCAUUCGAUGCUGAUGACAUGCCCUCGAUCGGGCCCGAGGGUUCGGAGGAGCAGGAUCGUGUCUUGAUGGACGAUUACAACGUUCGCCAUCUGAAGUACACCAGCGCCAUCUUCCACCACAACGACAUGUCAAGCCUGGGACCGUGGCCUACCUGGCGCUACACCAACGCCGAUGGCCGCGAUAUCGAACGGCCUUUGCAAUACCUGCCCACGCCCGCCAUGCGUCCCCAGAUCCGCGACCCGCGGAUGCUGCACCAGGCGAUGCUAGCGCAGCGCGCCAAUGCGGCGCACGCCCAGCACGGCGCAGUCCAGCCCAUCGUCACCGCGCAGCCCGUAGGCGUGCCCACCAUAGGCACGAUCGCGCAGCCGCGUCCAGCGCUGGCGGUGGCCGCGGGUGGCGCGCAGCAGAUCAUGCCACAACAGGGCGGCCCUGCGCCCUCCGUAGCGCAUCACCAGCGCGUCCGCCCGCCGCCCAUCCAGCUCCCCAGCAACGUCCUCGCCCAGCCGCGUCCUGCUACCACUCAGGUCCCGCAGCAGCAGCACUCGCCGCCGAACGCGAAUGCGGCAAUCGCGGCGCCGCGGCCUCAGACCAUACCGAUACCACAUGUCGACAACCACGUAGGGGGUGGUGCGCCGGCCGUUCAGAGGAUACCCAGUCAGCAGCAGUUACAGCAGGCGCAGCCUCAGCAGCAGCACGCGUCCCCGCCCAACGGGGCAGUUGCUCGUCCGCCUUCGCAGCAGCCCGUCCACGCUCAGCAGGGCACCGUGUCGCACGGUGCGCAGCCCCAUGCAAACGGGGUUCAGCCUCAUACGAAUGGUACCCAGCAUCAGGCGAAUGGGGUGCAACUUCCGAACGGCCUCACGCCUGACAUGGUGGCUACGUACGCGUCGAUGUACAACAACGCGCAGUACAACGGUCAGCAUGCGCAGGCGGUGAAGACCGCGUAUGCGGCCGCGGCGCCCAGCGGUCGCCUUCCACCGUCGUACAUGCAUCUCGCCGCCGGGAAUUUCCAGAAGAUGACGCCGGCGCAGUGGCAGCAGCAGGUCAACGCGGUGAACGCGGCACGGCCGGCCCAGCAGCCCGUCGCGAAUGGGCAGGCGCAGCACGCUUCCCCGCCCCGUCCGGCAGCGUCGACCUCGCAGCCGCAGCCGGUCACCGUUCAUCAUGGGCAGGCGCAGAAUGGGUAUUGAGGCCGAGAAGGUGGAGGAUCGAAGACGUGCCACUUAUUUAUGAUGACGACCACGGUUGUCGUGCGAAGGGCGACGAUGGGGGAUGUCCCGCUUAUAUUCUUGAUAAUCAUACUACCAUAACGCUGUGUAUCAUAGUAUAUCGCUGUGUAUGUCGCCAGGCUUGGGAAGAGGGAGGAGGAUGGGUCCGUAGAGGCUGGUUUUACUGCAGAAUCAUAGGGACUACGUAUGCAUCUAGAUAUGACAGCUCCAUGCGAUCUAUGCUCUCUUCUCUGCCU